This is a messenger RNA of Amborella trichopoda, 1677 nucleotides long. The record is from RefSeq and is a predicted model, not a curated record. NCBI's taxonomy places the organism in Eukaryota, Viridiplantae, Streptophyta, Magnoliopsida, Amborellales, Amborellaceae.
CACAGGCCGACUACCCGUCCCGAACAGUCGUUUCCAACGCUCCAGAUGCACAACAAGGCGCCUCUGCAAAAUGCAAAGAGGAGAGAGGGAUUGGUGGAUUUAGAGAGACCAUGGUGCGAUUCACUCACUAUAAUUUCACCUUCAGAACCCUAACCCUAACUACCAUCAUUUCUCUCUUCUCUUCCUCUUCCUUAAAAAAUGGCGUCCAUUCAUCUCCCUUGCCUCUGAAGCUCUUUCAAAACCCCACAUUUUCAUCAUCCAACAACAUCCAUAAGAAGAAGAAGAAGAAGAAGAAGAAGGAGAGUGCAAGAACCAUGAUGGUCCAGCCAUUGUUGCAGAGGAACGAUGUCCUGGAAGCCAUUGUAGAGAGAGACUCAUGCUUUCGGUUCUUGACCAGAACAAAGGAUUUCCUUUCUAAACAACCAGAGCAAGUGCUCCAACUCGAUGAAGCAGGUAAAAUGCACAGAGAUUUAGGGUUUCCAAGGGGUCGAAAGGUUGCUAGAUCAAUAGAGAGGCACCCUUCUCUGUUGCAGUUUCACAGGCACACAGACAACAAGAUGUGGUUUGGUUUCACACCAUUAAUGGAAGAUUUGUUAGAGGAAGAGAAGAAGAUCAUGGAUUCGAUGGAGAAAUCUAGGGUUAAUGUGGUUCGAAAGCUUCUCAUGAUGUCUUCUAAGAAGCGAUUAGCUAUGAGCAAGAUCAACCAUUGCAGACACCUCUUUGGAAUCCCCGAUGACUUCAGAGACCGAGUUCACGGAUAUCCAAAGUAUUUCAGAGUCGUUCAGGAAGGUGAAAAGAGGGUUCUCGAGCUCACGAGUUGGGACUCUUCUCUAUCAAUAAGUGCCCUAGAAUCUGAAUUCAUGGUUGACGAAGAUAAAGUCAAAAAAGCUUUUACCUUUCCAGUACCUCAUGGCAAGCAUUUGAAUCUGGGAAAGGAAGGAACAAAGAAGUUGAACAUGUUGAAUUUUCUUCCUCUGGUUUCGCCUUACUCUGAUGGGUCAGGAUUGAAGCUCUGGUCUAUAGAGGCUGAGAAAUACAGGCUUGGGGUUAUCCAUGAAUUCCUUAGCUUGACAUUGGAGAAGAGGGCUUCAAUACACCAUCUAGUGGAAUUCAAGGAAGAAUUCAAUCUUACUAAGCAUACAUAUCACAUGCUUUUGAUUCAACCAAGGACAUUUUAUCUUGCUGGUACAGAGAUGAAUUGGACUGUGUUUUUGAAGGAUGCUUAUGACGAGAAUGGCUUGAUUGAGAAGGACCCACAAGUGCUUUUCAAUGAGAAGUUAUAUAGAUAUGCUGGUAUAGGGAAGGGAACUAAAGAAGGUAGAAUUGUAGAGCCUGCCCAUGAAGCUUAUUGAAGAUUUUGACUCUAGCAUGCUUAUGCUUGAAUGGUUUAGUGUCCCACGGUGAACCCAUCAAAGAAGAUGAAGAAUGGAAAUUAAAACUUUGUUCUGUGUAUAAUUACAAUGGGAGCUUCUUGAGUGGGGAACAGAAUCAGCUGUAUUUCAUGCCAUGGUCUCAAUUAAAGAGCUAUUCAACUAAGUGAACUGCAUGUGUAAGUGCCAAUAUGGGAAUUCAUUCUUCCUUUAUGAUUGAUAUACCAACAUUUACGUUGAGGAGAGUUUUAUGAAAACCAUUACUGUGAGGAAGUCUUGAAUUGAUAUGCCAACAUUCAUACUUUUA